Ahaetulla prasina is the source of this 4989-nucleotide messenger RNA. It is a transcript of the gene FHOD1, whose product is annotated as formin homology 2 domain containing 1. The record is from RefSeq and is a predicted model, not a curated record. Gene Ontology annotation, molecular function: actin filament binding. Gene Ontology annotation, biological process: actin filament network formation; cortical actin cytoskeleton organization. NCBI's taxonomy places the organism in Eukaryota, Metazoa, Chordata, Lepidosauria, Squamata, Colubridae. The transcript is spliced from 24 exons. Bases 610 to 4395 code for a protein of 1261 amino acids. Gene Ontology annotation, cellular component: cytoplasm; cytoskeleton.
GGGCUGGGGCCGGGAGAUGCCCCCUCCUCAGCCUGUCUGGGCAUGGAGCCAGGGCUGGGGCUGGGAGGCAUGCUAGGACAUUCUUCAGCGUUCGGAAGCAGAUAAGCAGACCCCGGCUGCGGUGAGAGCGGGCAAAACACAACAGAAAGAGCCUCGGGGCUCCAGGAUGCAAAUCCCACGGCAGGCCCUGGUUGCAAAGCUCAGGGCGAUUCUAGAAGAGCCUCUGCCAGGCUUGGGAAAUCAGCCAUGAUCCAAUAACCCUGCCCCUACCCCAGAUUGUUCAAAAGGCUGGACCGUGUCAUUUCCUCCUUCAGUUGUGCUGGAAAUGUUGACUAGGAAUUCUGUGAUUAUAGUUUGGCUUCCUAUGACUACUAAGGAACCAUGGAAACCACACAAAUCUGAACUGGGGUUUUCCUCAUAAGGUUGGAGUCAUUUUUUUUCAAGGAAAACCAACUCAGAGUGCAGCUGGCAAUUCAGGGGAUGACUCACAGGUCCCAGGAGAGCUUCCAGCUGUGGCAGCAAAGGUACUCAUUAACCAGUCUGAAGACCUGUGGCAUCUGACAGUGCUUGCUGCGCAUCAUCCAGCUGCAAAUAGAUGCCCAAAGUCUCAUGCCGAAUUGUCCCAAAGAGGAACGCCAGGAAAAGCUCUGGUGCAGCAUGAGGGCCCUUCUGACGGGGGAGAUGCAGCCGGGUUUCAUCAGCUUCCAAGCCCCUGAAAAUAGGCAAGAAGGACUGAGACGUGCCAAAACCCCUCCAGAUGCAAAGCUGGAGGACUGCGCCUUGCAAGUGCUAACUUCCGGAUACUAUUUGGACCUGGAACUUUCGCUGCUGGAACAGAAGGACGAUCUGGAAGCAUUCUACGAAGACAUCAGCAAAGGGAGGCGGCCAAUCCUGCUCCUGCGCACGCAGCUCUCGGUCCGAGUGCAUGCCAUCAUCGAGAAGCUGUACCGUUCCAAGGGUCCGGAGCUGAGGCGUUCCCUCUUCUCCCUCAAGCAGCUUUUCCAGGAUGACAAGGAUCUGGUGCCCGAGUUUGUGAACUCCGAAGGGCUGACGUGUCUCGUCUCAGUGGGAGCUGAAGCUGACCAGAACUACCAGAACUACAUCUUGCGGGCUCUCAGCCAGAUCAUGCUGUUUGUGGACGGAAUGAUGGGGGUGAUCCAGCAUCCAGAGACAGUGCAGUGGCUCUACACCUUGACGGGCAGCCUGUACCGCCUGGUGGUGAAGACGGCCCUGAAGCUGCUCCUGGUCUUUGUGGAGUUCACCGAGUCCAAUGCCCAGCUGCUGAUCCAGGCUGUGGGGACUGUAGAGCAGGUCAGAGGUGCCUUUCCGUGGUCUCGCCUUGUGGCCAUCCUGGAGCAGAAGAGCGGGGCUGACACUGAGCUACAGGUGUUUGCAAUGACCCUCAUCAACAAGACGUUGGCUGCCCUCCCUGACCAAGACUCCUUCUACGACGUGACAGAUUGUCUGGAGCAGCAGGGCAUGGAGCGGCUCGUCCAGGCACACCUGGCCAGCAGGGGCACGGACCCGGAUCUGAGGCAGCAACUUGCCCUCUAUGAGAAUGCCCUGAAGGAGGAGGAUGGGGCAGAAGAGCCUCUGCUGGGCACCCGUGCCAAGGAGCGGCGGAGAGGGGACGAGGGCCGGCAGGGGGCCCGGCGCUCCUUCCUCAGUGCUGUGGGCCAGGAGGAGGACAGAGGUGCCACUGUUGCUGCAGAUGCCUUUCCGGGCCUGGAGGGAGAGAGCUGUGAGCAGCCGCCCAGCUCGAAGGGCUCCUACAGCAGCACCUCCUGCAUGCAACUCUCUGCGCCACUGGCCCCCGUGGAAGGAGAGCAGCUGGCUGGCCUGGGCGAGAGGAGCAUUUUCAAACUUCACGAAACAGCCUCUGCUUGGCAAGAGGAAGCCCCCCCGGUAUGUGGGGACAAGCCCAUUCUGAGGCUGUUUGAAGCCCGUUUUUUAGAAAACCUGGCUGCCUCUCAGAAAGAGAAGAUCAGUGCCAUCACCCGGGGACGAGCAGAAGUUCUUGCUGAAGCGGUUUCAAGCACUGAGCAAGUGGCCCCAGUGCCCCUUUCUGCCACAGGGAGGCAGAGUGAAGGACAAAACGGAAACGCCAACGGGAAAGAGCCCAGCUCAGAGCCUGGUUUGGAUCGCGAGGAGGGCAGGGAGAAUGUGUCCCCCAAGGAUGCCCCUCUAAGCCACCUCUUUGACACCUCCUGCAUCUUGGGCCCAGACCCAGAAUGUGCCCCGGGUGGCAUCAGUGGGGCUCUCGAGAGCAGCAAUGCUUCUGUGAAGAGAAAACUGAUGCUCGACAUGCUGUUCGCUAAUAAGAGCCCGCCAGGCACGGAGAGGACGCUGCUCUCAGAUCAAGGCAUGGAAGAGACGGGGAGGAUGGGGCACCGGGAAGAGGAGAGCCAGGAGAGGAUGGGGCAACAGACCGAAUCUUGGGCCCUCCCCUUGCAAAGCCAGUUCAGUGUUGAAGCUGAAAUCAGUCUGAAGAGCCUGGACAGGGCUCAAGUAAUGGGAGGUCCACUGGUGCUUGCUUCUCAACCUCUGAAGAUCCAGGAUCUGGACUUCUCAGACCUGUGUGAGGAGGAAGAUUUUGAUGUACAAGAAGCAAAGGUGGUGGCCAAGACAGCCUUGCCCCACAUGGCUUUGGGAGCAAGUGAGGACCUGGCUCCUCCUCCCAUUCCCGGUUGUGCUCCACCUCCUCCGGCUCCGCCUCCCCCAGCUGGCAUACCUGGUCCACCCCCUCCGCCUCCAUUCGGCAGCCCCCUUGGGGGAGAAGCCAGCUCCCCUGCAAAGAAAAAGAAGACCGUCAAGCUCUUCUGGAAGGAGCUGAAAGACAUAGAUGGCCCUGCCUGGAAAAGUCGGUUUGGGCAGGUUACUCUGUGGGCAUCCCUGGAGAAGGUCGAGAUUGACUCCGCUAAGCUGGAACAUCUCUUUGAGUCCAGGGCAAAGGAGGCUCCGAGUUCCAAGAAAGCUGUAGACGGAAGGAAGGUGAUUGUGAUCCUGGAUCCCAAGAGGAGCAAUGCCAUCAAUAUUGGCUUGACGGUGUUGCCUCCCAUCCACGUCAUCAAGACGGCCAUUCUCAACUUCGAUGAGUUUGCAAUCAAUAAGGAAGGGAUUGAGAAAAUAUUGACAAUGGUUCCCACAGACGAGGAGAAGCAGAAGAUCCAGGAGGCCCAACUGGCAAACCCGAAUCUCCCUCUGGGGUCAGCUGAGCAAUUCCUGCUCACACUCUCCUCCAUCACAGAGCUCCCUGCUCGCCUCCAGCUGUGGGCUUUCAAGCUGGACUACGAAGCCCUGGAGAAGGAAAUUGUAGAGCCUCUGUUCGAUCUGAAGCUGGGCAUGGAGCAACUAGCCAAAAACCAGACCUUCAGGUGUAUUCUGGCCACCCUUCUAGCCAUGGGCAACCUCCUGAACGGCUCCCAGAGUCGAGGGUUUGAGCUCAGCUAUCUGGCCAAAGUGUCGGAGGUAAAAGACACCGUCCACCGACAGAGCCUCCUGCACCACCUGUGCCACUUCGUGGUGGCAGAGUUCCCAGCCACCACAGACCUCUACUCGGAGAUCGCUGCCCUCACCCGCUGUGCCAAGGUGGAUUUUGAGGAGCUGGCAGCAAGUCUCCUGCAGCUGGAGCGCCGGUGCAAAGCCUCCUGGGAGCACCUGAAGGCCAUUGCAAAACACGAGUGCAAGCCAGCACUCAAGAGCAAGCUGCUGGAUUUUCUGCAGGCCAGUACAGAGAAAAUGGGACUCCUUAAGAUCGUCCACCGGCGGGUGUUGAACAGGUUCCGCUUGUUUCUCCUGUUCCUGGGUUACGACGCACACUCGGCGCAGAACAUGAGGGUUACCAGCUUCUGCCGGCUCCUGCGGGAGUUUGCCCUGGAGUACCACACGUGCCGAGAGCGUGUCCUGCAGCAGCAGAAGAAGCGGGCGGCCUAUCGGGAGAGGAACAAGACACGGGGCAGGAUGAUUACUGAGAUGGAGAAGUUUGCUGCAGCUAGCAAGACCGAAGACAGCUGUGCCCCUCAUGCUGUGCUAUCAGCCAGCCCAGAGCAAAAGGACGAAGCCAGCCAUAAAGACAUGACCAGUUUGCUCGUCUCCCCAGCAGAAGGCCCUGGCCAUCGCUCUCGCACCAGCAGAGGUGCUGGGAAGCAGAGUCCCGCCGGAGGGUCCACCCCGCAGGAGGAAGCUGCUGGCUCUCUCGAGGAUGCUUCUGAGGAGAUCAUGAACCGCCUGGUCAAGUCUGUGACCCAGAGGUCUCCUGCACGCUCAGGCCCGGCCAAAGAGCGCCGGCGGUCACGCGGGAACAGGAAGUCCUUGAGGCGGACCCUGAAGAGCGGCCUGAGCGAGGAGCUGGUGCAGGCUCUGGGCCUGGCACAGUCAGCCGGCGUGGCGGUCUGAGGAACCCCACGAGGCCGUGCCUGAGCUGGAAGAAGCAGGAGGGGAAACUGGAGAAGCUUUUCCCUUUGGGAGGUUGCCUCCCUUCACCGAGAGGGGCUGGGGGGGGGGGUCUCGCUUGGCCCCUUCUGCCUUGAGGAGAGCAAGCUUUGCUUGGCCAAAGCUUUGUGUUUGGCCUGUGUGCUUGUGUGGCUGCUCCCACUCAGGGCUGGGGAGCUGAGGCCUCGGUUUCAGAGGGUGGAGGGUGGCUGCUGUUCACCCCACCCACCCACCCAUCCAAGUCCUGCAAUGGGGAAGGGCAGGCUUAAUGGAGAACAGGCCAAAGGAACAGCUCUCCCUGCCCAGCCCCUCUGCUGCUGCUGCUGCCGCCGUCGCUGCCUCCGUCCAAGGAUGAGCCUCCGAGGCCUGCUUGGUCCUUCCUGGAAUUCAGUGUUAGAAACGAGAAGUAAAAGCUGUUCUUGCGAAUCUGGCCAGGCGGCCGUCUUUCUCGUUUCCUAUCCCGUCUGUUACCUUUUCAGUUGCUGUUCAUUAAGUGGUUUGAAAACUGAGCUGUCUGGAAUUCCCACCCCACCCCCAACAGAAAAGGACUGUUGGCUA